Messenger RNA from Cynara cardunculus var. scolymus (artichoke), 1131 nucleotides. RefSeq lists its product as uncharacterized. The transcript has a single exon. NCBI's taxonomy places the organism in Eukaryota, Viridiplantae, Streptophyta, Magnoliopsida, Asterales, Asteraceae. Gene Ontology annotation, biological process: negative regulation of abscisic acid-activated signaling pathway. The coding region runs from base 250 to 1131 and encodes 293 amino acids. The record is from RefSeq and is a predicted model, not a curated record.
AUCUUGCAUUAAAGAUGAAACUAUCUUGAAAAAUAAAACUAAGGGAGCGUAAGAUUGCACAUUGUGUUUUCUUCAAAACUAGAGAUAUAAUCAAUUCAUCACCCAUUAUAUUUGCUUAAUUAUGUCCUAGUUUUAAUCCAUGCAAUGAUUGUUUCCAUUUAUAUCAGAUCUCAUGCAUUUAACUCUCUCUUUAUUUAAACAGGCAUGAUUUCCAUCUCAUCUCCAGAUUGCUCUCCAUCUGUUUGAAUAAUGGAAGAGCAUAAAACAGAGCCAUGUCCGUCUGAGGCUUCCAGCAUAUCGGCAGAAGGAGAAAGCUUGAAGAAUAAGACGUUGGAUAGCAAAGUCUUAGCAGAGGGUUCCAGGGCUUUCCUUGAUGUCAAACUCUCAAAUGUAGAAGAAGAUAAGAAUUUAGAGCUCAAGCUGUUUAACCCCUUAAGGGUGGCGCCAGAGGGGGAAAGUGAGUCUUCGAAGGAGGAAACUCAAGAAAAGUCUAGGGUUUUCUCUUGCAACUACUGCAAGAGAAAGUUUUCAACCUCUCAAGCCCUAGGAGGUCACCAAAAUGCCCAUAAACAGGAGCGGCAAAUUGCUAAAAGACGGCAGAUGGAGGUUCCGCCUUAUGGCCACCUAGUGCCACCACCACCACAUUAUGGCAAUUUUACCUACUACCCUUCGUUCCCAUAUUUGACUAAUGCCUCAGUCAGCACCAAUAGGUCAUCACUCGGGAUUAAUAAUGAAUCAUUCAUCCAAAGACCCUCUUCCUGGUCAACCUCACAGCUUAAUUAUCCGUUUGCCACAGUAGGGCAUCAUGACCAAUUCACCAUGAGAUUACCCUAUUUUGAUAGGCCAAAGAUGUUGGAGAGUUUUCAAAGAAACAGCACAACCAGUAGUGGCUAUUAUGGUUCUCCGCUAGGAGCAACAGCUUCUUCCUCUUCUAAAUUAGACAGUGGCACAGGAGUGGCUCGCGAUUUUUUUGGAGUUUCUUGUGGAAAUGGCAAUCCAAGUGCUACACUUAACAAGGGAAUUGAAGAAGAAAUUAGUGCCAAUAAUCUUUUGGCACAGAUAGGUGUGGUUCAUCCUGAACACAAUCAAGAUGAAUCCACUGUGGGUCUUGAUUUAAAUCUCAAACUUUAA